Messenger RNA from Camellia sinensis, 3701 nucleotides. NCBI's taxonomy places the organism in Eukaryota, Viridiplantae, Streptophyta, Magnoliopsida, Ericales, Theaceae. The record is from RefSeq and is a predicted model, not a curated record.
GAUGAAGCAGCAUACUCAGAUGCUGACUCUGUUGAUUUGGAUUUUUUGAUUGAUUUGUACUAUGAUCACAAGUGUCCAUAUCCUGAUUAUGAGUUGCUUGAUUUGGGCAAUGGAUGUCUUUGCCUACUUAUGUUUCGUCCUGAUGAAGAUGCCGAAAGAGAGCCUCAUGUGUUGGUGAGCACUUUUCAGGUUAUUGAGGCGAAGAAGGGAACUAGUACUAGUGCAAGGCCGACUUCUUAUCAUCGUUGUGUUCAUCAGCGCCGCAUCUUGUGUGACUUGAGCGGUGGAGAAGCCACAAUUCGCCAUAGAUCGCAUCCUAGUAGUGGUGACAUUGUUACUUUCUGCACUGCAUGAACUAGUAGCCCACAUAGCUUGUGUUUACAUACAUGGUUUGGGACAGGGAUCAUCGAAUUCUAGGAAUUAGGACUCCAAAUCUAUACAAUUCUAUAUGUGUUUUAAAGUUUCUUGAUGUAUAUAUUGAAUUAGAUUUAUUGGUAAUGAAAUUCGGAAAUAUAACUUCUCAUGACAAAUCAAUUGGCAGAUUUUUUUUUUUUUUUUGAGUGAGUACUAUCUAGUUUAUGCGGUUUUAACGACUCAAAAUGACUGUUUGUUCCUUCUUGAGUUGAUCAGCCAUCAAUCAACUAUUUGAAUUUCUAUGUGCAUUUUGUUCCUACUAUACAAUUAGCAGAAGAAUGAAUUAGUUGUUCGUUAUUACUCAUUGAUUUAUGUAUGUGUGCACCGAAUACAAUUCUCAUUCGAGCAAUUUAUAUUACUGUUACUCAAUCCAUGAAGUUUCACUUAGAUAUGGAACAAAGAUGUUCCGACGAUAAUAAGAACAUUGUUCCGAUGAUGUGCCCACCAAUCCAUGGAAAGGAAAAUAAUCAAUGUGUUUUAUGUAGAAACAAUGUUCUUAUUAUCAUCAGAACAUCUCUGUUUUCAGAUUCAAAUUCAUCCAAAUCUGUCUUUGAUGUAUAUGUAUGUAUAUAUAGCUUUACUUUCUCUUAGGUAAAUGCAUAUUAAUGAAAUUAUUAUAAGUUAAAUGCAAAAUUUCCGUCUUCAUAAAUCAAAGAAAAAAAAAAAAAGGGUUAAACUUUUGAACAAACUUUAGGGAUUAAGAUUUGACUUUGGCGACAUGCAGUCGUUGCAUUGUUAUCCGUUGUAGAACUCACAAUAAGAUUGUAGAAACCACAAUUGUGUCCAUUUUUGACAAUUCAUAUCUCUUUGGUGUUUCUCUCAGUGUAGUAAUACUGAAUUUGCUGAGUUCAUCACUAAAACAUGGAUGUCCUCUUAACAUGAAUUAGCAUAUUAGAAAUAUUAAUGUAGCAAUGAAUCUUGAUUAGAUUUGUUAUAAGCUUGGUAAGUUUGUGAAAUGAAAAAAUUAGAACAAGUGGUUUGGGACACUGAGAACCACAACACUGUGUUCACAUACAAUUUCAAUUUCAGCACUGAGCAGAGAUUUGUUGAUUGACCUGUGGAAGAUUUUAAACCUGUCAAACCAACUCUGCUACCCAACUAUAAUGAAUGAGUAUACUGAUUUUGAUGAAUCAUAAUUAGAUCCUGACUGUGAGUUGCUUGAUUUGGGCAAUGGAUUUCUUUGCCUACUUAUGUUUGUCUAGAUGUCUACAACGUCCCUCUAGUGUUAAAAUCUGUUCUCCAAUUUAAUAUGUGAGUAUGAGAGCAUUUAGACUCAAAAUUGAUAUUUUAGGGACCAAAUUAAAAAUAAAAUAAAAUACAACAAAAAAAGUGGACCAAUGGCUACAAAUAUUUUGGUGGACACAUGAUAGGACUAGAGCAUGAAACAGUUGUAACCGUACUGCCUCUGGAUUGCACUAAACUGUUCUAGAAUCUGUAAGUAAUGUCCUUGAUGUAGAGUGAGUUUAGAGUUAAUUGAAUGAUUUUUCUUGUUCAAAGAUGGUCAUGGAACUUUUCAUUUCUCUCUUUCCUCUGUCAAUUACUUUUUUAGUUUUCUGGAUGCUUCUUAAUAAAAUAAUCAACAUUGAUAGUGCUUUUUACCAAAAUCUAAACCCAAGGUUUGAAAUUCACUGUUUCACAAACAUUGAACCUUCUUUCCUUAUUUUGGAAAUUUAACUCACCACUUCUGAUGGCGGUAGUGCCAUAUAACUUGACAAGCCAAGACUGUCUUGCAUCAGUUUGUUUUCUCAUUUUUUUUUUUUCAAAUGCAGAGGCAACAUGAUCUAAUGUUGUAUACGACUUGCAGUUUCUGAAAACCAUACGAAGAUGUGUGAAGAUAGUGGAAGUUGUUCCAAGGGAUGGGUUACAAAAUGAGAAGGAGAUUGUACCUCCCUCCGUAAAGAUUAAGUUGAUAAAGAUGCUCGUUUCUUCUCGGUUGCCUGUUGUUGAGGCCACUAGUUUUGUUUCGCCAAAAUGAGUACCACAGAUGCCAAGGAUGUCCUCGAGGCAAUUCAGUGUGUUAAGGGAGCUAGGUUUCCUAUUUUAACACCUAAUCUUAAAGGUUUUGAGGCAGCUGUUGCAGCUGGAGCUAAGGAAGUGGCCAUCUUUGCUGCAGCUUCUGAGUCUUUUUCGAUGUCAAACAUAAACUGUAGCAUUGAAGAUAGCCUUGCUCGAUAUCGUGAUGUUGCGCUUGCUGCUAAAAAGCUCUCAAUUCCUGUCCUGUGGUUGAAGGAGCAAUAGCUCCAUCAAAAGUAGCAUACGUGGCAAAAGAACUUUUUGAUAUGGGAUGCUUUGAAAUUUCCCUUGGUGAGACUAUUGGUGUUGGUACUCCAGGUAAUUCUAAGGUGAUUUUUAUAUUUUUGUUUAAUUUCUACAGUUCAUAGAAUAUGAGAAAUCAGUAAUGACAUACAUCUGAAGUAUUAGUUUGUUGCUGACAUCAUAAAUUAUCAUAAGAGAGCCUGUAAAAAAUCUGAGGUUUACUUAAAUCUUUCUAAUUUCUUGUAUGUUCUCAUUUGAAUUACUAUUUCAAAACUUUAAUCUGUCGUAUGCUAUGUUUGACUAGUUAGCUGUUGACCGGCCAUUCAUCUGGUCUGUUUGUGAUUUCAUACAAAAAUUAUUUCUGAGUUUUAGUCCGGGGGAUUGAACCCCUAAACCAAAUUGUAUUAACUGGUUCAAUAUCUGGUUCAACCAGUUGAUCUGUGAACCAGUCACUGAAAUUGGUCAAUGUUGGGAUGUGGGUACGGUCAUUCUAUUUCCACAGACCACCUUUUCUCAGUUCACACCAUUUUUUUUUGUACGGAUAUCAAUUACUGAACAAAAAACUCAUGGUUCGGAUAUCAAUUACUGAACCAAAGGUAUAGCUGAACCAUGGGUUUUUGUUUGGUAAUUGAUAAUUGAACCCUUUUUUUUUUGGUAGUUGAUAUCUGAUGAAAGGAGGGUGUGAACUGAGAAAAACGUGUAAAUUGAUGCUCCCGUGGGUGCAACUUUGCAUUUGGCCGCCUGAUCCACCUUGUCUGGUAUGAUGUAACAACUUGGGAACAGUAUAUUUGAACAAAUAAUGUGCAUUUGUUUAUUUUUCUCCCUUGUAAAGGAUGAUAAGAUUAAUUAUAGGAUUGGAAUAAAAUAUGUAUAUUAACUAAAAUCUUGUGUUUAAUAAAUCCUCCAAUCAUUUCCUGAAUUGUAUGUUAAAAUUUACCAUUACCUACCACACACUUACCAUCACCUACCACACACUCACCUACUACACUCACCUACUCCUCACCUACCACCACCUACUCCAUUCACCUACU